Molecule: messenger RNA, 7125 nt
Organism: Microtus oregoni (creeping vole)
Lineage: Eukaryota; Metazoa; Chordata; Mammalia; Rodentia; Cricetidae
Product: uracil phosphoribosyltransferase homolog
Exons: 7
Coding region: 131-1060 (309 amino acids)
Source: RefSeq, a predicted model, not a curated record
GGGCAGCCAGGGUUAGAGAUUGCUGGAGGCGGGGGCCCGGAGGAAGCACGUGUCCGCAUCCUUUUCUUUCUGCUCUUUAUCUCUUUAUCCUUAGGGUUGAUAGCUGCGGGGACAGCCCGGGGCCCAGUGUAUGGCCACGGAGUUACAGCGUCCGGACUCCAUGCCCUGUCACAACCGGCAAGUAAACUCUACUUCUACCCCAAGUCCCGAGCAUCUGGGAACAGACGACCCUAUCCUGGAUCAUGCUGAAGAAAAUAACGCUGCCAUGGCUAAGCUGACUCUCCUCCCUGGGCACGCCCAUUCCAGCGUGCUCUGGGAGCGGGACUCUCAGGCCUGCUGUGGCAUUAAUCUUCACUCUGAGAACCACAGUGACAGUAGUGACAGUGGCAACUACGACGCACCUGUCGGUGACUCCCUCCUAGGGGACUGUGAACUGUCCCGACAGAUCGGGGCACAGCUUAAGCUGCUGCCUAUGAAUGAUCAGAUCCGGGAGCUGCAGACUAUCAUCCGGGACAAGACAGCCAGUAGAGGGGACUUCAUGUUUUCUGCGGAUCGUUUGAUCAGACUUGUUGUAGAAGAGGGACUGAAUCAGCUGCCAUAUAAAGAAUGCAUGGUGACCACGCCAACAGGGCACAAGUAUGAAGGAGUGAAAUUUGAGAAAGGAAAUUGUGGGGUCAGCAUCAUGAGGAGCGGUGAGGCAAUGGAACAAGGUUUACGUGACUGCUGUCGAUCCAUACGAAUUGGGAAGAUCCUGAUUCAGAGCGAUGAGGAGACACAAAGGGCCAAAGUGUACUAUGCCAAGUUCCCCCCAGACAUACAUCGCAGAAAAGUCCUUCUGAUGUAUCCAAUUCUCAGCACUGGCAAUACUGUAAUUGAAGCUGUAAAGGUUCUAAUAGAACAUGGAGUUCAACCCAGUGUUAUUAUCCUACUCAGUCUCUUCUCCACUCCCCAUGGUGCCAAAUCAAUCAUUCAAGAAUUUCCAGAGAUCACAAUUUUAACUACUGAAGUUCAUCCUGUUGCACCUACACAUUUUGGACAGAAAUACUUUGGAACAGACUAAGUUGUUAAAGGAAGAUGAAGUGCUUUGCAUAAUAUUAUGGUUGUAAAUGAAUUUCAUACUUGUUUUUUAUUAAUUUGAGAAAUAAUGGAGAAAAUACAUUAGGAAUGCCUUUUAACAUUGGAAGUAGGUGUAGUAACAAGAAAUAUAGGAAGUUUAUGUUUGAUUUGAUCAUUUCUUCCCAUGUGGUACCAAAAUCAACAGUGAAGCACACCCACAGUGCUUAGAAAGAUGGAAAUUGUAAUCAUCUGCUCAUGGAGUGCACGCAAACUGUCGAACUUGUGACCCUCUUGGUUUGGAGGUUGCUUGCAGCUGCAAAAAAACCCAAACUAGAGUUAGUUCUUUGGCCUACUGCAGUUUACAUUUGCUUUACUGUGUUUUUAAAAAGCUCUAGGGUGUUUUUCUGUAUGUGGCUGUUGUUGCCCUCUGUACUCUAGACUUCCUUGUACUAUAUGCACAGGCAUCUUGGAAAAGAGAGAACAAGAAUAUAUCCUGGAAUUUUAUAUUGCCGUUAAUGUCCUCACUUACUUUUCAGAUCUAGGAUGUCUGGUUAACUCUUCAGAUAAACUGUUGUGUUCCUUAUAUAGAUCAUUUCCCAAACUGGGGGUUGAGGGAAGGUGCUUGCCAAACUGUAAUACAGUGAGAACGUUGGCAGGGCCUUGACAGUUUCUGGAUCUGUAACAUGGAUGAAUGUACAGGGACCGAACCAUGGAUGCCUGAUGCUGACAAGAGAGAGCUACAUCAGCCCUGCACAGGGAAUUGGGGAUUCUUUCCGAGGUGUGCAGGAAAGUGUAGAGGCUUUGCUGCAUUUUGUGGCCAAUAAGUAAAUCAGCACGGUUCUUUUUAUUUAGUUGUUUCUACUAGUUGUUUUCGGUUUGGAGCUUAGUUAUUUUGCAUGUUUUACAGCUAUAGCUAUAUUAAAGUAGAGGAAAAAAAACAAUGUUCUUUAAAAAUAUAUGAGGUUUGUAUGUGCUCAUAUCUAAGCUUCUGAAAGGGAGAGAAACAAUAUGAGACUCAAUUUUUGCACUUUUGAAAUGUGCUUGUAAAACCCCAUCCCAUUUUAUGUUGAUGUUAAAACUUGUGACUGUGGCUUCUACUUGAUUACUUGCAUAAUUACAUGCUCAUGGCCCCACAGACAGCUGCUGUGGGGUUCUGUUCAAAAGCAUACAAUUGAGCAGAAGGUAGAUUCUUAAGGGAGAGCUAAAACUGAAAAAACAAAUCAGCCGGGCGGUGGUGGCGCACGCCUGUAAUCCCAGCACUCGGGAGGCAGAGGCAGGCGGAUCUCUGUGAGUUCAAGACCAGAGCUAGUUCCAGGACAGGCUCCAAAACCACAGAGAAACCUUGUCUCGAAAAAACAAAAAAAAAAAAAAAAAAAAAAAAUCAGUGAGGGUCAGGGAAGGAAAGCACCCUUGAGUAGACUGACUGGAUUUUACCUUGGGAUUCUAGACUACUAGGGCUCACUGUACUUUUACUUUUGUUGUUGUUGUUGUUGUUUGUUUGUUUGAGUCAGGGUUUCUCUCUGGUAGCCCUGGCUGUCCUGGAACUUGCUCUGCAGACCAGGCUGGCCUUGAACUCAGAGGCCUGCUUCAGGCUCCAGAGUGCUGGGAUUAAAGGUGUGCACCACCUUUCCCAGCUGCCAGUUUUAUUUGCAUUUGUUAGUUAGGUGGCCCAGGAAUGAUGUGGGUAGAAAAUUCAGAUGGGCCAGAUCUGUUGACAUCAUUCUCGCAUUGAAUCAGUUGCAAAGAUGAUGCCAGAUGUGGAAGAGCAUUCCUGUCACCCCAGCAUUGAGGAAGUUGAGGGAGGAGGAUUUUGUGUUUGAGGGUAGCUUAAGUAACUGAGCCAGAUUUUAUCUCAAUUUUUUUUUUUUUUUUUUUUUUUUUUUUUUUUGCCUGCCAAACCUGAGAAUUGCUGCAACUGAAUUGAAUUGGUGCUUCUUUGGGCUGCAGUAUUUUGUUUGAAGUGCUUUCCAGAAUUUGAGAUAAUUUCAUGUCCAACUUUAGGCGUGAAACCAUAUUUCAAGCAAAUUCUUUUUUGUUUUGAAAGAUGAUCUUCUGUAGCCCAGGCUGACUUUGAACUUUCCGUGUAGUCAACUCUGCCCUUGCCUCAUUGAUGAAAGGCUUACAACCUGCAGGCCCAGCUUAAACAAAUUCUUUUUAUCUCAUUAACCAUUUAGAUCCAAAUGUCUGUUGCUUUUCAGCAAUGAACAUGACUAAAAGUUAACUACAUUUGAUUCCCAUGUGGGAAGCCUAGUAUAAACAGUAGGAAUUAUUCAAUAAGGUCAUAUUUCCCACUGAUGCUUGUACUCUACACUCCUGCAGAUAUAACAAUGGUCUCUGAAUUUUGGAAUGUUUUAGCAAAUAAACUCUUACUUGCAGUGUUAAUCACUUGCAGUACUCUAUUUUCUAAAGUCAACAUAAGAUUAACAGACUACUAAAAGUAAGAUUGACCUUAGUGACAUGAACUUCAGAGCAGUAUAAAUUGUGUAGGUUCUUUAUUGAAGAAUAAAGACUAGAGCAAAACCAACAUGCAAAUAACACAUAGCAGUAAUUCUCAAGGUAUGACAUGCAUCAAAAUUGCUUAGAGGGCUACAGAUUGCUGGACCCCAUCCCUACAGUUUCUGAUUCAACGUCUUGAUUUCCAACAUUUUUCCUUUUUGUAAUAUAAACAUUAAUUUUAAUGAUAUAAAACUUCCUAUAAAGAUUUAGCUGUUUUUUUUAUAUGUUUUCAUUUUCAUUCAGGUAAAAAUAUUUUCUCAUUUUCUUUUUAUUUCCCCAACCCAGGGUCAUUUAAAAUCAUCAACAAAUUGCAAAUAUUUGUGCAAUUUCUCCAUAUUUUUCUUUGAUACUGUUUCCUAAUUUAAUUCCAUUUUGGUGAGAGAAUAUAAUUGUUAUGUUUGAAUCCUUUUAAUUUAUGAGGGUUUUGGAGAUAGGAUCUUGUCCAUAAAUUAUUGUUAUUUGGUAAGUCUUCCAUGCUUUCUUGGAAUGCAUGCAUAUCCUGUAUUGUUUACUAUGAAUGUCAGGUUAUGUUCAUUGAUAAAGCUGUUCAAGUUUUCUACUCCUUGACUGAUUUUUUUUCUGUCUACUUGUUCUAUUGAUUAUUAGAAGGAUAUUGAAAGCUCAGAUUGAAGUGUUGUAUUCGUUUUUUUUUUUCUUUCAGUUCAGUGAAGGUUUUGCUUUGUGUAUUUAGAGUACUCUUGUUAGGUACAGACUGUUAGAAUUGCAGUAGUCUCUUGAUAAUAUGACCCUUUGCCAUUCAGAAAUGUUUUGUUUUGUACUUGUUAAUACUCUUUGUGCUGAAAUCUGUUUUAGCUGAUGGUACUAACAAUUCCACUUUUCUUUGGACUAGCUUUACUUUUAACAUGGUUGUAUUUCAUCUGAAUUUCUUAUAGGCAGCUUUAGGGCUGUGUCUUGCUUUUUAAAACAUCCAGUUUGACAGUGUCUGCCUUUUGGUGCAGUGUUUAGAUAAUUUUCAUGUCAUGUAAUUAUUGGCCUGAUUGGUUUUAGAUCUCCAACUUGCUCUUUGCCUUCUAUUUGUUCUUUAUUUACUUUUUCUUCAUUUUCACCUUCUUUUGGAUUGAGUAUUAUUCAUGAUUCUACUUUAUGUCUUGAUGACAUUUGUGUCAACUCUUUCCACUAAGUCUACCCUCCAGGACAUUGACCCAGUCCCUUCCCCUCUUUUUGAGGAAUCGUCUCUCUAUUAUGUAGCUCUGGCUGUUCUGAAAUUUACUGUGUAGACCAGGCUGUCCUCAAACUUAUAGUGCUGGGACUAAAGGCAUGUACCACCACACUUGGCAGCCCAGUCUCCCAUAAAGGGAGACUGUUCUGUAUUUUUCUGAGCAUCUACAUUUAAUAUAGCAGUUAUAUAGCAGAUAAGUUAUAGAAAUAAUAACAUGAGUAUAUCCAACAUUUGGAGGUUUUCAUGUAAAAUAUAAACAAACUUGAAGCGGUUAAUCCAUCCUAUAAAGCCAUUAUAUACACCUCCAUAUUUUUAUAUUAAUAUGAUUAUUUUCCCUUUGUCUUAUUUGAACUUUAUGAUAAGCUUAUAUUAAACUGCUUAUCAUUUGUUAGCUAUAUCUAGUUUCUCCUCAUGUCAAUCAUUUUCUACUGAUAUCAUGUCUUAAAGAAACUUAAAUUGUUCGAUACAUAUAAUUAUCCAUGCAUUCUGUGACCUGUUUAAUGUACUUGAACUUCACCAGCAACACUCACCUUCCACUGUAUCAUGCAGAAGUUGUUUUACCUACAGGUCACUGAAAUACCAUUAUACUUUCCCCCAAAUAAUUGGCUCUUAACCAUGUGCCAGAUGUUCUUAGGGAAAGAUGACGUCGCAGCUCAGCUGGAUUUAUGUCCAGGUUCCAAGUCAGUAUAUUAGUGUAUUUGUGCUGUUGUAACAAAAUACCAGACUGAAUGGUUUUAACAACAGAAAUAGUUUUGGAGGCAGGCCACAUGUCCACAAUCAAAGUGUUGAUAUGUUUGUGUACUUUUCAGAAGCCUCUCUUUCCACGGUCUUCCACCUGUAUGUAUGUCCUUGGUGUUUCUUUGUGUGUUCAGAUUUUCUCUUCAUAUGAUCAUAGUCAGAUUGUAUUAGGGCCUAUUCAAUGGCCUUGUUUUAACCAAAUCACUUCCUUAAAAGCCCUAGCUCCAAUAUAGUCACAGCCUGAGGUAUUGGGGAUUAGAGCUUCAAUAUGGAUGGAGGGGGCACAUAAUUGUAGUGACGAAACUAGUCAUUGUCUUCCAAUCCACAGGCUUUUGCUGAGACUGUUUCCAUGUGUGUUAUGUGGCAGGGCCUGUUUUUUCUUUGUUAUUAUUACUUUUUUGAGAUAGGAUUUCACUAUAUAGCCCUGCUUACUAUGCAGACCAGGCUGGCCUCAAACUCACAGAGAUCCACCUGCUUCUGCCUCCGAAGUGGUGAGAUUAAAGGUGUGCAUUGUCACUCCUGGCAGGGCAGGAUUCUUAUGGCAAAUCUAAGGGUGUAAUUUAGAAUUAUUUCUACUUCUGCUGUGAAAUCAGGUGCAACUUCCUUUGCUCCAUUCUUGGGGUGAGAACAAGUAAGUGCAUAUUAAUAUAAGUUGUUUUGACCUUCAGAGAACUUAUAAAUUUGGAGGCUUAUAGGAAUUCCACAAGUGUUGAUAUGUCAUUGCCUAUAUGAAGGGCUAUAUCUGGGUCAGGUUCCAACUAUUUUAAAUUGUUCUAAAGACCCUAUUUGUUCGUGAUACAAGCCUUUACCCAGCUGUGAGUCCUAACACUGUCCAGCUUGAUUCAAGGAAUCUGCCUGGCCCAGGUUGCUAAACCCUUACCAUCUUUUCAGGCUGAUUCCUUUCCUUUUCUUGUCUUCUGGAAGAGUGACCCUUUGGCUCUUCUAGUCCACUUGACUCACCAUUCUCUUGUGAAUGCCAUUCUUUAAUAGGAAACUCACUUUGCUCCAGCAGUCACACUACUGAGUAUGUAAACAGAGAGAAUGAAAUUAUCAGGCUGCAGAGACAUUUGCACUCCCAUGUUCAUUGCAGCAGUAUUGUCAAUAACUAACCAUUAGGAACAGCCAAAGUGUAUGUCAGUGAUGAAUGUAUCAAUAAAGUAUAGUACAUUUGUACAAUGGGAUGCUAUUCAGCCAUGCAUAGGAAUGAUUUUGUGACAAAAUUGGAUGGAACUGGAGAUUAUGUUAAGUGAGUGAAACUGUGAAGCUGUAUGACUUCUACUGUGUGGGAUCUGAUGACAACUAAUCUUGUGCAGGUUGACAGUAGAGCACUUGUUACCAAAGUUUGGGGAGGGAUGGCUGAAUGAGGAAAGGCUGAACAAGUGUCACUAAGUUAUAGUUACUUAGAUAGAAGAAAGUUCUGCUGUGCUAUUACAUAGUAAGGGUGUCUGUAGAUCAUCAUUAAUGUACUAUACAUAAAAAAUUAGAAAAUAUUUUGUUAAGUUUUUAACAUGAAGAAGUAAUAAUGAGGAAAAAGAUGAACAUGAUUUAAAUUUAUAUAAUGUAUACAUGUACUGAAAUAUCAUGGUAUCCCAUUAAUAUGUACAAAUUUUGUUUUUAUGGAUCACUUAAAAUAAAUUUAAAUAAAUGAAAAAUAA